This is a messenger RNA of Camellia sinensis, 444 nucleotides long. The record is from RefSeq and is a predicted model, not a curated record. NCBI's taxonomy places the organism in Eukaryota, Viridiplantae, Streptophyta, Magnoliopsida, Ericales, Theaceae.
AUGAAUAUGAUUAUUGAUAACCCUAAUUUUGAUAGUGAAUUGGAGAUAUUUGCAAUAGCUGCUUCAGAAGAAGUGCAACUAAAUAAUGAGAGACGAUUGGGAUUACAUCGUGGUUCCAUUCAAGGUCAUGCAGUUAUUUAUCGUAAUCGAAUUCAAGGCCAUAAGAGACUUUAUCAAGAUUACUUCUCUGAAACUCUUACAUAUCCUCCUAAUUUAUUUAGGAGGAGGUUGCAGAUGAGUCAAUGUCUCUUUCUUCGUAUUUUAUCUAUGGUGGAAGCAUAUGAUCCUUAUUUUGUCCAGAAACAAGACGCUGUUGGAGUUCUUGGUCUAUCUUCCCUUCAAAAGAUGACAGCUUCUAUGAGGACGCUCGUUUAUGGGGUAGCGAUAGAUUCUGUAGAUGAUUAUGUAAGGAUUAGAGAAAGCACUGCAACAGAAAGUCUAUGA